Molecule: messenger RNA, 1527 nt
Organism: Aspergillus sclerotioniger CBS 115572
Lineage: Eukaryota; Fungi; Ascomycota; Eurotiomycetes; Eurotiales; Aspergillaceae
Exons: 1
Coding region: 127-1320 (397 amino acids)
Molecular function (GO): gamma-glutamylcyclotransferase activity
Source: RefSeq, a predicted model, not a curated record
UCGGCCUAGCCAUGGAGUAUAUUAUGAACAGAUGCUCUUGCUCAUCCUUCCAUUGUCCAGACUGAUUAAUAAACAGAGCACCCUCAGAAAAGCGCCAUUGGUCGACCGAUCCAACUUGUCUGAAAGAUGGCAGCAGUGAAUCAUGACGAGGAGGGAGGCCACCGGGUCUCUCGCGCACGUCGCUCGAGCAUGAUCGGGACAUAUGAGCGACUCGGGGAAUUAAGUCCUUUGACCGGCAACACGCAUCCCUCCCCGCAAGAAACGAGCCAUUCUCUGCCCGAGACCACCUCCGAGAGACAGCGAGUGUCGACGACAGAUCGGUCCCUCGAUAAAGAUGCCGGCCUUGCCGACAAGGUUACAGCUCAUCAAAUUGAGGAAAUUGGAGACGGAAACCUACCACCCGGAAAGACCGUCCUAUACCUUGCCUACGGCUCGAACCUAUGCUCGGAGACCUUUCUGGGAAAACGAGGCAUCAAGCCGCUCUCCCAAAUCAACGUCAUCGUCCCAGGCCUGUGGCUUACGUUCGAUCUCCCGGGAAUACCAUACAUGGAACCUUGUUUUGCAGGAACACGAUUGCGCAAGCCGUCAAGCGAGGAGAGUUUAGGCAGGAGUGAAGACAAUAAAUCGGAUGAAAAGGCCGCAUUGGAGAGCUCGCGUCUCAAACAGAAGACCCCGGAUUACAACCCCGACAUGCCCCUUAUCGGUGUUGUCUACGAGGUCACUCUUGCAGACUACGCCCGCAUAAUAGCAACAGAGGGUGGUGGACGCGGAUAUGAAGACAGGGUUGUCGACUGCUACUCGUUCCCCAAGUCGUACGACCCAGCGGACCCUCUCCCUGAGCAUCCGGGCACGAAGCCCUUCAAAGCCCACACGCUUCUAUCUCCCGCCGUCGCCGAGGAUUUCCUGGGAACCACUGGACCAAGAAAACGUACCUUUAUCUCGCGCUUCAGCCCCCUUGUACGCCCGAAUCCAUUCUACGCCCAGCCUUCUGCUCGUUACCUCAACCUAAUCGCCACGGGCGCGGCUGAACAUGACUUUCCAAUCACCUAUCGGAAUUAUCUUGCUGGGAUCCAGCCAUACCGUAUAACCACAUUGCGCCAAAAGAUAGGCAAAAUGGUGUUUGUGGGGUGCUGGGGACCACCGGUAUUCCUUGUUCUACUACUCCAAAGAAUAUUUGCGGGCUCAGAUGGUCGCAGUCCCACAUGGUUGGUGAAAUUUGCAGAUGCUGUUUUCUUCACAUGCUGGCAGUCAUAUGACAAUGUAUUCUGGGGACUCUUUGGUGAUGGUGAAAGGACAAUUGGUGAUAACACUAGACGCUAAUUAUAUCAUGAUCUAAUUAAACUACCUUGGACCCACCGGUCAACAGAUUGGCAGAGGUUUAGUGCAUCAAGCCAGUACAUAAAUUUGGAGUAUUGUAGCAAAUUUGUAGCAAAUUUAUGGAGUUUCCCGCAAUGAGGCCGGACAGCUCUAUAGACCAAAGCUCAAAUAUGAAGCAGACAAAGGAAAUUGUGACAUUGGAGCAACAUU